Molecule: messenger RNA, 2601 nt
Organism: Carya illinoinensis
Lineage: Eukaryota; Viridiplantae; Streptophyta; Magnoliopsida; Fagales; Juglandaceae
Product: glycerol-3-phosphate dehydrogenase SDP6, mitochondrial-like
Exons: 7
Coding region: 144-2126 (660 amino acids)
Biological process (GO): glycerol-3-phosphate metabolic process
Cellular component (GO): glycerol-3-phosphate dehydrogenase (FAD) complex; mitochondrion
Molecular function (GO): glycerol-3-phosphate dehydrogenase (quinone) activity
Source: RefSeq, a predicted model, not a curated record
GUCGCAACGCAACAUUGCCACCGCAGCGGCAUUUUGGCAGGGAGAAACGAGAAGAUUCUAUAAACCGACUCCCAAGGCAAUCUCUCUGUGACCGAAUCUAUACCCCAUCACCGUCGUCGUCGUCCCUCUACCAAACACACCAAAUGACCGCCACCACACGAUUGAGCCGCCGCCUUGGUGCAGCGGCAAUUGCCGCGGCAUCCGGAGGAGCAUUUUUCCUCUAUCAGCCUACUUUAUCCGCCAACGACGCUUGCUCCCAGCUCGCGGCUCUACGGCAGAAGAUCACCGACCCGAACGCUCUUGUUCCGGCCAGAGCGCUCCAGGAGUCGGCCCUGAUUGGCGCCAGCGCGGCCAACCCACACGACGUUCUCGUGAUCGGCGGAGGAGCUACCGGAUGUGGCGUCGCUCUUGAUGCCGUCACCAGAGGCCUCCGAGUGGGACUCGUCGAACGAGAGGAUUUCUCUUCUGGCACGUCUUCGAGGUCCACAAAGCUCAUUCAUGGAGGAGUUCGUUACUUGGAGAAAGCUGUCUUUAAUCUCGACUAUGGGCAACUGAAGCUGGUAUUCCAUGCGCUUGAGGAGCGUAAACAGAUUAUUGAGAAUGCACCACACCUAUGCCAUGCUUUGCCAUGCAUGACGCCAUGCUUUGACUGGUUUGAGGUAUUAUACUACUGGAUGGGCUUGAAAAUGUACGAUUUGGUCGCAGGGCCACGCCUAUUACAUUUGUCCAGAUAUUAUUCUGCGCAAGAGUCCAGUGAACUCUUCCCCACACUUGCAAGGAAGGGCAAAGAUAGAAACCUGAAGGGGACAGUGGUUUAUUACGAUGGCCAGAUGAAUGACUCACGACUUAAUGUUGGAUUGGCAUGCACUGCUGCAUUAGCUGGUGCGGCGGUGCUUAACCAUGCAGAGGUAAUAUCAUUUUUGAAGGAUGAAGUUGGUGAGCGGAUAAUUGGGGCACGAAUUCGAAACAAUUUAUCAGGCAAAGAGUUCGAUUCAUAUGCAAAAGUAAUUGUCAAUGCGGCUGGGCCAUUUUGUGAUUCCUUGCGGAAAAUGGCCAAUAAAGAUUUGCGACCUAUGAUCUGUCCUAGCAGUGGUGUACAUGUCGUUCUACCCGAUUACUAUUCACCUGAAGGAAUGGGUUUGAUUGUUCCUAAAACUAAGGAUGGACGUGUUAUUUUCAUGUUACCAUGGUUGGGACGAACAAUUGCUGGAACCACAGAUUCCAACACUCCCAUCACUUCGCUGCCAGAACCACAUGAGGAUGAAAUUCAAUUUAUACUGGAUGCAAUCAGUGAUUACCUUAAUGUUAAGGUGAGGCGAAUAGAUGUUCUUUCUGCAUGGAGUGGUAUACGCCCAUUGGCAAUGGAUCCAUCUGCAAAGAACACAGAGAGUAUCUCCAGAGAUCAUGUUGUUUGUGAAGAUUUUCCUGGUUUGGUCACAAUUACGGGUGGAAAGUGGACUACUUACCGUAGCAUGGCAGAAGAUGCAGUUAAUGCAGCCAUAAAAUCUGGAAAGCUGAGCCCGACCAGUAAUUGUUUAACUCACAAUCUGCGGCUUAUUGGUGGAGAUGGAUGGGAUCCUGCAUCAUUUACAGUUAUUGCCCAACAGUAUAUACGCAUGAAGAAGACUCACAGUGGCAAAGUUGUUCCUGGUGCAAUGGACACUGCUGCAGCAAAGCAUCUAACUCAUGCAUAUGGAGCUUUGGCUGAACGAGUGGCUACCAUAGCUCAGAAUGAAAACUUGGGAAAGCGGCUUGCCCAUGGAUAUCCUUUUCUCGAGGCUGAGGUUGCGUACUGUGCUCGAAAUGAAUAUUGUGAAUCUGCCGUUGAUUUUAUUGCCAGGAGAUCCCGGCUUGCUUUCCUUGACACUGAUGCAGCAGGCCAAGCAUUGCCUCGCAUAAUUGAGAUAUUGGCUACCGAGCACAAGUGGGACAAGUCGAGGCAGAAGCAUGAGUUUCAGAAGGGUACUGAAUUUUUGGAAACUUUCAAGGCGGCGAAGAAUGCUCAAUUCCAUGAUGGAAAACAUACAUAUGCAAAACUUCACUCCAACCUCUAUGAAAUCCCACCUAAUCCCUCCACUGUAAGGGAGGGAGGAGCAGGUUUCUCAUCCUACUCUAUGACACAUUAGCCAUGUUCGGUUAGUUUUCCAUUUUCGGUUUGUUUUUGUUUUCCUCUUAUCUCAACUAGAUUGGGAACGUUUGGUCCAUUGGGCUUUCGGCCGUAGUACUGCCACGCAUGCCCCAUCACUAUUCUCGCCAGUCGCUGGUAUUCCAAAUCCAGGUGGAAAAGCCGCUAAACGACCGGUGCGUAGUUUGCCACCCAAGCCGUGCACUAUUUUAACAUGCUGCCAUGUUUUCCAACCUCCAAUUACUACACGCAUCGCACUGUUGGACUUCUUACCUCUUGAUUUAUCAAAUCUUUGUUAGAUUGCUACCCCGUCAUUCGUCUAUGCAUAAAGACCAUGUGUCGGUAUCCAAACGUUCUUCCAGUGAAUCAUUAUUGUCUGGACUGUUCAUUCCUAUCUAUCAAACUAUGUUUGAGUUUUUCCUAAUCAAGUAUUGAGAGGAAAAAAAAAAUUAUGUCAACAACUCCAAAAUAGAUUA